AUGUACGGAUCGGAGACUUGGGCAGAACCGUCUGCGCUUAUGGAGAGGUUUGACUGCAAAGAAAGAAACUUAGACGGCUGCUUGGCUACUUUUGACCUAGGGAGACCGGCAGAUCGCCUUGUUCAACGAGUUCUGAGAAGUUUGUCGAGUUCGAGCUGGAAGAAGUCACGUGGCCGAAAACGAAAGUUUUGGACUGAGGUGGUGAAAGAGGACCUGAGGACAUUCAGCGUAGACAGCCAGUUCAGGCGAGACAAGCUCGAGAAGAUUGGGCAGAGCUAUGUUCAAGGACAGCAAACCUCGGCAAAGAUGCGGGUAAUCGCGGCAGGAGAUGACAUCAGCCCGCCGAUUAAGUCAAAUCCUAAUUGGGAAAGGUCUCCUGGUCAUAAAAGAAAGUUCUGGUCGGAGGAGGUGAAGGAAGAUCUGAGGACGCUUGGCGUUGACAGGCAGUUCAGUCGAGACGUGAAAUUCCGCCGCUUGUGGAAUAGCGACGGAUGGGUAGAUUCUAUGCGAACUCUAGCUGAAGAUCGGACGGGAUAG
Molecule: messenger RNA, 537 nt
Organism: Necator americanus (New World hookworm)
Lineage: Eukaryota; Metazoa; Nematoda; Chromadorea; Rhabditida; Ancylostomatidae
Exons: 4
Coding region: 1-537 (178 amino acids)
Source: RefSeq, a predicted model, not a curated record